AUGUGCACACACGGGGAAGAGCACGCCCACCAGAGUGAACCAAAGUUCCAAGGCAUAGAAGCAAGCAUGCGUGGAGCUGCCACAAAAGCUCCAGGAAGCCAGGACGACAAGAAAAGGAUGACUGAAGGACAGAGAAAUAGAAAACUGUGUCAGAGAGGCAGUGAAGUAGGGUCCAUGGAAGGUGUUGGCCAGCCCAGCGGGGCCCACGGUGCAGGUUUUUGCAAGAGCAGACCCUUGAGUUUGUUUAUCAUCGAUAGCUCUCUUAGGUUAUGGCCCCUGGAGUUCAUCAAAGUGAAAACUUUGGUCUCCUGGAUAAUCGAUGCCCUGGAUAUUGGGGCAGCAGACACACGUGGGGCAGUGGUGAACUAUGCUAGCACUGUGAAGAUCGAGUUCCACCUCCAGCCCCACUCAGAUAAACAGUCCCUGAAACAGGCUGUGGCGCGGAUCACACCCUUGUCUGCAGGCACCACGUUGGGCUUGGCCAUCCAGGUAGUGAUGGGUGAAGCCUUCACCGAGGAGGCAGGAGCUCGGGGGCCCACUUUCAGCAUCCCUAAGGUGGCUAUCAUCAUGACAGAUGGGAAGCCCCAGGACCAGAUGAUACAGGUGGCAGCUAGGGCCCGAACAUCUGACUAUGCUAUGAGAGUGGACCGGGCAGACAUGGAGUCCUUCAAGCUGAUUGCCAGUGAGCCCCUAGAUGAGCAUGUUUUAUACGUGGAAACCUGUGGGGUCAUUGAGAAACUUUCCUCUGGAUUCCAGGAAACAUUUUGUGUCCUGGACUCAUGUAUGCUUGGCACACACCAGUGCAAGCACGUGUGUGUCAGUGAUGGGGAAGGCGAGCACCACUGUGAGUGUAGCCAAGGACAUUCCUUGAAUGCUGAUAAGAAGAUGUGUUCAGCUAUCCGUAAGGGCGCUCUUAACACUCAUGGAUGUGAGCACAUGUGCGUGAACAACAGGGCUGGCUCUUAUCACUGUGAGCUCUAUGAAGGUUAUACCUUGAAUGACAACAAGAAAACGUGUUCAGCUUAAGACAAAUGUGCUCUUGGGACACGUGGCUGUCAGCACAUUUGUGUGAAUGACAGAGCUGGGUCCCACCACUGUGAAUGCUAUGAAGGGUACACUCUGAAUGCAGAUAAUAAAACAUGUUCAGUUCGUAACAAAUGUGCCCUGGGCUCUCACAGCUGCCAGCACAUCUGUGUGAGUGAUGGGGCAGCGUCCUACCACUGUGAUUAUUACCCCAGUUAUACCUUACAUGAAGACAAGAAGACAAGUUCAGCCAUUGAAGAAGCAGAAAGACUCAUCUCUACAGAAGAUGUUUGUGGAUGUGAAGCCGCACUGGCAUUCCAAGAUAAGGUCAGCUUAUAUCUGCAGAGACUGACCACCAAACUUGAUUCCAUUUUGGAAAAGUUGCAAGCAAAUGAACAUGGACAAAUACAUCGUUAA
This is a messenger RNA of Manis javanica (Malayan pangolin), 1440 nucleotides long. Lineage: Eukaryota; Metazoa; Chordata; Mammalia; Pholidota; Manidae. The record is from RefSeq and is a predicted model, not a curated record.